Acaulospora morrowiae is the source of this 591-nucleotide messenger RNA. The record is from the annotation of a GenBank genome assembly. Lineage: Eukaryota; Fungi; Glomeromycota; Glomeromycetes; Diversisporales; Acaulosporaceae.
AUGAAAGAAAAAUCUAAAUUUCCCGAGUUUACGUUCAGCGUUGCCGAUGUUUCAUGUCAAGUCACGGAUGAUGAUACCACGGUCGCGAAUUUUAGCGUCGAAGAUGAAUUUGACACCGCACAAACAAUUAUUCAUGUUGCGAGCGAUACGAUUAAGCUUUUCUUUCCAUGGGUCGAGGGACUGACAAGAUUGUUGGAUGAAGCUACUAACGCAUACGAAAAUGCAAAGUACAAUAAAGCUACAUGUGUGUUGUUAUACGAUCGUAUCGAGAAUGGAGUGUUCGCCCUUCGAAAACUUUACCGUCACAGAGAAGAUAACGAGAAGGAUUUUCGUAGCAAAAGUUUCUAUCGGUCGUUUAUUAAAUUCAUUAACAUCAUGAACAGGAUCAAAGAUUUUAUAAAAGAAAUCUCCGAGUUAAAUAGUUGCAUGCAAUACAUCAAGUCUAAUACCAUUAAGAAAAAGUUGGACAGUUUGAUUAAAGAAUAUGAAUCUUCAAGCACAGAUUUGCAUUUGGCCAUAACCGUUUACAGCGCCGAGCAAACUGAAAAGGAGUUGAAUGCCAUGCACAAAGAUAUCGAGCACACCAAAAAG